Carassius carassius (crucian carp) is the source of this 758-nucleotide messenger RNA. RefSeq names its product protein-cysteine N-palmitoyltransferase HHAT-like protein. The record is from RefSeq and is a predicted model, not a curated record. The transcript has 2 exons. The coding region runs from base 1 to 348 and encodes 115 amino acids. NCBI's taxonomy places the organism in Eukaryota, Metazoa, Chordata, Actinopteri, Cypriniformes, Cyprinidae.
AUGGCCAUAUCAGAAUCUAUGUCACGCAGGAUCAGGGCUGUGUUCAAUACCUUCAGCUUCUGGACAAUUGUUCUUUACAAUGUCUUGGCCCUGAACAGUCUUGAAUUUGCCAAUUUGGUUGCCAAGAGAUUGUUUCUGAAAGGCUUCCCUUUCACCACCAUCACGGUGAUGUUCGUUACCUACUGCUUGAUUCAGCUGAUUAAAGAAAGGGAAAGAAGACAGGCUUUGAUUGAUGAUCCAGACCCAAUCCCCCCUCCAGCCCCCGCUCCUCCACCCCCUCCCACAGAUCCCAGCUCCACCCGGACAGACGCCCAGCCUGUGGACCCAAACAAGCAGAAGGCAGAGUAGAGGUUAUAUUUAGAUGAAUCCUCAAUAGUUUACUUCUGGUGAAUUCUACAGAAAAUGAUCAUCUUGAAAUAUGGAGAAAAAAUUUUAAUGACAGCACUGUAAGAAAAGAUCUGAAAGAGCUAUUUAACUUUUUACAGAUUAUUUUCAACAUUACAGACUUUACUCUCAUUUGCUGCUUUUUAAAUUAGCGACAGUUUUACAAGUGUAAUAGAGUUUCAUUAUUUGAUUUGUAGGAUGGAUUUUAUUACUACAAAUUUUGUUACAUAGUUUUAACUAAAAAGAAAUACAAAUAUUCAGUGUUCGUAUCACAAGUGAUUACUAUAAUAUAAUGCAUAAUAUAUAUUACUAACAUGUACUUAAAAACUUAAACUAACAAUCAAAAAGACUGUUUUACAAAUGUGUGAUAUGCA